AUGAGUUUCGCACCUUAAGGACUAGGACAGUAGACAGGAUUAUCUUAAGCAUAUCAAUCUGGGGACAGAGCGAGAAUAGAUUAGAUGAAUAUCGCACUUUUAGGGUUAGGCGGCGCUAAUAAUAUUUAAAGCACUAAUUAAAAUAAUAACUUAAAUUUAUAUGUCAGCCCUUCUCAAAAUCUAUUGCAAUCUACCAGUUCAGUUGGAUAUUCUGGUAAUGUCGAUUAAUAUUAGAAUUAAUACAUCACUUAAUUAAAUAAUUAAAAUUCACACCAUAGUGGCGCUGUUGCUAGCAGUGCCAUUUCUUAUUCAUCAAAAAAUUAUAAUUAUGGUGAUUAUGGCAAUAUUGCUGCAUAAAAUCCUUCAUAAAAUGCUAUUCCCUCCAAUAAUUACUCCAAUUAAGGCUAUUAAAGAUCUUAUGAAAAUAUGACACCUCUUAGUCAAGCAUCUAAUUAAGCUAAUUUUAACUAAGCGAUUAGUACUGCUCCUGCAUAACAAACAGCAUCAACAUAUGGAGGUCACAAUAUAGGAGUUCAACAAAUUAACUUAACAAAUAAUACUGCUUCGAUAAAUCUUGCAGGACAAUUUGAUAGAGAAUAAAAAGAGAAAAAAGAGAGAGAUCAAUUGAUCCAAUAAAUCAGAGACUCUUAGUAGAUUAAAUAAAAGGAAUAAUAAGAGGAACAUGAUGCUGCUAGAGGAUAGAUUCUCCUUAUGGAGGAAAUGAAACGCUAGAUGCAGGAGUAAGAAAAAGAAAAAUAAAGGUAACUAAAAUAAUAGUAAGAAUAAGAGGCGAUCACUUAAGCUUAACUUAAGCAAUAUGAAGACCUCAAACGCUAAACCCAAAGAGAAAAGGAAGCUAAAUUGAAAUAACAAAAAGAAUAAGAAUUGCAACAAAAGAAGUUAUAACAGUAGUAGCAAUAGCAGCUUUAGGAAGAGCAGGAGGAGAAGAGGAAGAGAAGUAAAAUGUAAUAAUAGCAGGAAUAGCUUUAGCAAUAGUAAAUUGAUUUAGAAGAACAAAAGAGAUAAUAGAGAGAACAAGAAGAAAUUUUGUAAAGAUAAUACGAAUAGCAAAAACAAUAAGAAGAAUACUAUUAGCAACAGUUGGAAAUCUAAUAAAAUAAGAUCAUGGAGUAAAAUCAUCUAUUAGAAUAAAUGAAGUAAGCACUUUCCCAAAAUUAACAAAAUACUAAAUAAUCCACAUCUCGUGAACCUCCUUCUUCUGUCAAGAGAGCACACAAUCACAAAACAUCUUCAGGACAUAAAGAUAAAUCAAAUGUUAAUACAGUCAAUUAAUUGGAUGCUAAUCUCGAAAGAAGAUUGGAAAUUAUUGAAACAAGCUUGAAUAGAGUGUGCAACUAGCAUGAUGCUCUUAUGCCCUUGUUACAAUUAUUAGAGACAGUUCCUUCAUUGCAGAGAUCAGAACAAUAAGUUAAGAAUCUUAGUAAGAAAUACUCAGAUGUGGAAAAGAGGCUCAAGGAAAUUGAAACUAGUGAAAAGAAAGACUCAUAAUACUAGCAUAUUUUCAGUAAUAUUGAUAGAAAUUUCAAAAAUACUGCAAAUUAGAUUUCUCAAUUGAAGAAAGAAAUUUCAACCCUUGAAAAUAAUAUCUAGUAAAUAUAGUCUAUACCUGAAGCAAAGUUGAAAGAAGAUACACUUCACUUGUACAGACAAGUUGAUGCAAAACUCGAUAGAAAUAUGAGAGAUGUUAAGAGUCUUUUGGCAGACUUCAAGAACUAGGUUCAAUUAAAUAUGAAAAGAGGAGAAAUAGUCCAUUCUCAUAGCCAAGAGCGCACAAUAAAACCUCGAUAAUAACAACAAGACGAUGGAGGGGAAGGAGGAGAAGAAAUUGGAUAGUCUCCUGUCAGAAUUUACAACGAUUUGAAUAACAGAAUAGAUUCUUAGAUGAAUGCAAUCAAUGGACAGCUUGCUUCUCAUCAAAGAUAUCUUUCAACUCAAAGUACCUCUUCAAAAUAACAAAUUGAUAUUGAUAUCGCUAAUAUUUACAGAGAAAUUGGCAUGUUAAGAAGUGAAAUGGAAUUAUUGAUUAACAAAGCUCGUAAUGAAUUUAUUCAUGAAUAGCUAUCCAAUAUUAGAAAUCCUACUGAAAUUGAAAAGUAAUUAUUUAUUGCUGGACUUGAACAAAACUUGUUCUUGCAAGAAAUAGAAUCAUUUGAUCAAAUCAACUAUAAUAGAAUAUUCAAUGAGCUAGAGCUAUUAGAAGAUAAGCUGUAGCUGCUGAAUACGGAUAUUUUACAAAUGCAGGAUCAUAACACUAUGUAUAAUAAUGUGAACUAGAUCCAUGAAGUAGAUUCUGAGAGAGCAGAGACUACUUCAUAGCAUUUGCUAAUAGAUUAAUAUCGAGACUAGGAAGGAAUAGGAAGCAGUGGUGGCCAAAAUUUCAAGUAAAAUCCAAAUAUAACAAACAUUGAUGUCGUAGGAUAUGAAUUGAAGUUUAUUGGAGAUAGAAUAUUCAGCUACAAGCAACAAACUCAUGGAACGAAAAAGAAAUAUCUUUGCGAUAGUAGAAGAUUAGAAGAUCGCCUCUAAACUUUAGAAUAUCUUUCAACUAAAGCUGAAGAGGAAGGAACUGACAAUGAAGUCAUACAAUAAAUUUGCUAGAUAGAUAAAUUUAAAGAAAGAGUAGAUUCAAUCAAUAACUCAAUUGGAACUCAUGUCUCCUCUCUCAAUGACAAACUUAAAUAAGUGGAAGAUUCGUUUAACAAAACCAAAAACACUUUCAAAAAAGCCAAAGGAGUUUUUUCCAGUCCUUGA
Molecule: messenger RNA, 2772 nt
Organism: Tetrahymena thermophila SB210
Lineage: Eukaryota; Ciliophora; Oligohymenophorea; Hymenostomatida; Tetrahymenidae
Exons: 1
Source: RefSeq, a predicted model, not a curated record